Chaetomium fimeti is the source of this 3879-nucleotide messenger RNA. Its product is annotated as mitochondrial elongation factor g 1-like protein. Lineage: Eukaryota; Fungi; Ascomycota; Sordariomycetes; Sordariales; Chaetomiaceae. Gene Ontology annotation, molecular function: translation elongation factor activity; GTPase activity; aspartic-type endopeptidase activity. Gene Ontology annotation, biological process: proteolysis; mitochondrial translational elongation. Bases 1 to 3879 code for a protein of 1292 amino acids. The record is from RefSeq and is a predicted model, not a curated record. Gene Ontology annotation, cellular component: mitochondrion. The transcript is spliced from 7 exons.
AUGAAAGGGUCUGAUGCCGUGGCUUUGGGCGCGCUGCUCGCCGGAGUCGUCCAGGCAUCUGCUGGCAAUGGUGUUGUUCAAUGGGACAUCCAAAGAACGCAGCGACAGGAGGAAUUCAAGAGGUUGAGGAAACGCGCCGACACCUUCGAGGAGGUUGUCACAAACGAGAAGGCAAGAGGAGGGUAUUUCGCCACCUGCAGAUUGGGGACGCCGGGGCAGAACCUGACGCUCCAGUUGGAUACUGGGAGCAGCGACACCUGGGUGCCGCAUUCCGACGCUCAAGUGUGCAGGGAGGUUAGCAGUGGAGGCUGUACACUGGGAACCUUUAACUCCGAGGAGUCGACCUCGUUUGAGGUAGUCGGAGAAGACCAAUUCGACAUCGAGUAUGUGGAUGGCAGCUCCUCGAAGGGUGAUUACUUCACCGAUGUCUUCGAGAUCGGUGGCGCCACUUUGCAAAACUUGACCAUGGGGCUCGGUCGCCGUACUGAUAUCGCAUACGGGCUGGUCGGUGUGGGUUACGCCGUCAACGAGGCGAUCGUGGGGACCACCCAGUCGCUUUCAUCCGUCUACCCUAACCUUCCGGUCGACAUGGUCAAUGAGGGUUUGAUCAACACGGUCGCUUACAGCUUGUGGCUGAACGAUCUGGACGCUAGCUCGGGCAACAUCCUCUUUGGUGGAAUCGACACCGAGAAGUAUCAGGGAGAGUUGACGAGGAUCGAUGUCUACCCCACCCAACCGGAUAUUUACUCGGCGUUCCUGGUCGCUUUCACCUCUUUGGACGCCGUUAGUCCUAGUGGCCAGGACAGGCUGACAUCGGAAGAUUUUCCUGUUCCUGUGGUCUUGGACUCCGGCACCACCUUGUCGUAUCUGCCGACCGACCUGGCCAGUCAAGUCUGGAGGGAAGUCGGCGCCAUCUAUUCCCCCGAGGUCGGAGUGGCCGUGAUUCCCUGCAACAUGCAAAACAGCAAGGGAUACUUCUCCUUCGGCUUUGCUGGCCCGAGCGGUCCCCGGAUCAACGUCACCAUGGACGAGUUGGUCCUCGACCUGACCUCGGGACGCCCGCCAACCUUCCUCACCGGCCAAUACGAGGGGCUAGACGUGUGCCAGUUCGGCAUCCAGAACUUCACCUCGGCGCCCUACCUGCUGGGGGACACCUUCCUCCGCUCGGCGUACGUAGUCUACGACUUGGUCAACAACCAGAUCGGUAUCGCUGCCACCGACUUUAACUCAACCGACAGCAACAUCGUGGCGUUUCCCAGCAUGAGUGCGCCCAUCCCGUCUGCGACGGUGGCACCUGACCAGAGCGAGGUCACUGAUAUCCCGGCUGUGACGUCCCCGGCGUUUGCGGCUAGCCCAGGAUUCAUGGAGGGUAUGGAAGCAUCAAGUCCACCCAAAUUCCGUUUCUCGGAUGGUUCCUCAACCUUUGGAACCACCCUCGUUUCACCCCUCAUUUCUUUAGUCCGCUUUUGUCUUUUUGUCAAGAUGCGGGUGAUACGGGCUGCGGCUGCGCUCAACAGCAGCUGCGCUGCUGGUUCCAGGCAGGGAGCCCGCUAUGCGAGUUUGGCAUGUCGCACUGCCCUCACUUCUUCCCCUCUGGCACCAUGCUACAGUGCCCGGUUGAGUGGUCUUCGAUAUUUCAGCAGGACUCCUGUCUCCAGGGCCACUAGCGCCGCUGAGGCUGCGCUGAAGCAGGCCAAGGAACUUGCUGCCGCGAACAUGACCCCCGAAGCCGCCGCCGCCCGCAUGACCCCCGAGGAGGCCAAGAGGUUGUCCAUGGUUCGGAACAUUGGUAUUGCAGCCCACAUCGACAGCGGCAAGACCACCGUGAGCGAACGCAUCCUCUUCUACACCGGCCGGACAAAGGCGAUCCACGAAGUCAGGGGCCGCGAUGGCGUCGGCGCCAAGAUGGACUCCAUGGAACUCGAGAGGGAGCGUGGUAUCACCAUCCAGUCCGCCGCCACCUUUGCCGACUGGAAGAAGGUCGAGAACGGCGUCGAGGAGACGUACCACUUCAACUUGAUCGACACACCCGGCCAUAUCGACUUCACUAUCGAGGUCGAGCGCGCCAUGAGAGUGCUGGACGGUGCCGUCAUGGUCCUGUGCGCGGUCAGCGGUGUGCAGAGUCAGACCAUCACUGUCGACAGGCAGAUGAAGCGGUAUAACGUCCCCCGCAUCAGCUUUGUCAACAAGAUGGACCGCAUGGGCUCGAACCCGUUCAAGGCCGUCGAGAUGAUCAACUCGAAGCUCAAGAUACCCGCCGCUGCCGUGCAGAUCCCGAUCGGUUCCGAGAAGGAAUUCGAAGGUGUCGUCGACCUGAUCCACAUGAGGUCGAUCCGGAACGACGGUCUCCGUGGUACCAACGUCAAGGUUUCGAAUACGGUACCGGAGAACCUCAGGGAACUAGCGGAGCAGAAGAGGCAGGAGCUGAUUGAGAAAUUGGCCGACGUCGAUGAUGAGAUCGCCGAGAUGUUCCUUGAAGAGCAGACCCCUACCCCUGAGCAGAUCAAGGCCGCCAUCCGCAGGGCGACUAUCAGCCUCAAGUUCACCCCUGUUCUGAUGGGCUCUGCCCUUGCCGACAAGUCUGUUCAGCCCAUGCUGGAUGCUGUCUGCGACUACCUCCCGAACCCCGGCAACGUCGAUAACCUCGCCCUCGACCGAUCCAAGAAGGAAGAGCCCGUGAAGCUUCUGCCGUACGACUCGCUUCCGUUUGUCGGCCUGGCGUUCAAGCUCGAAGAGAACCCCUACGGCCAGCUUACCUACAUUCGCGUCUACCAAGGUACCUUGAGGAAGGGCCAGUACCUCUUCAAUGCACGCAACGACAAGAAGGUGCGCAUUCCCCGUAUCGUGCGCAUGCACUCGAACGAGAUGGAGGACGUCAACGAGAUCGGUGCUGGUGAGAUCUGCGCCGUCUUCGGUGUUGAGUGCGCCUCGGGUGAUACAUUCACGGACGGUCGCCUGCCCUACGGCAUGAGUUCCAUGUUCGUGCCGGACUCAGUCAUGUCCCUCAGCAUCAAGCCCAAGCGCAGCAGCGACGCCGACGCCUUCAGUAAGGCCAUGAACCGCUUCAUGCGAGAGGAUCCCACCUUCCGGCUCCACGUCGACGACGAGUCAGAGGAGACCAUCAUCAGCGGCAUGGGUGAGCUCCACUUGGACAUCUAUGUCGAGCGUCUGCGCCGCGAGUACAAAGUCGACUGCGAGACGGGCAAGCCGCGCGUCGCCUACCGCGAGACCAUCAGCAAGCGCGCCGACUACGACUUCCUCCUCAAGCGCCAGUCGGGCGGGCCCGGCGAUUACGCCCGCGUGGUCGGCUGGAUCGAGCCCAACGUAGACAACACCGAGGGCAACAGGUUCGAGACGCGCGUGGUUGGCGGCAACAUCCCAGACAAGUACCUCGCCGCCUGCGGCAAGGGUUUCGAGGAGGCCUGCAUCAGGGGCCCGCUGCUCGGCCACAAGGUCAUCGGCGCGCACAUGGUGGUCACCGACGGCGCCACCCACGUCACGGAUUCCAGCGACUACGCCUUCAACCUGGCCACGCAGAUGGCGUUCCGCAAGGCCUUCCCCGACGCCGGCGGCGCCGUGCUCGAGCCGCUGAUGAAGACGACCAUCACGGCCCCGGCCGAGUUCCAGGGCAACAUCCUCAUGCUCAUGAACAAGCGCGGCUCCAUCGUCGACACCGAGGUCGGCGCCGACGAGUUCACCAUGGUCGCCGAGUGCAGCCUGAACGCCAUGUUCGGCUUCAGCACCCACCUGCGCGCCGCCACCCAGGGCAAGGGCGAGUUCAGUAUGGAGUUUAGCCACUACGCUGCGGCCCCGCCGCAUCUGCAGAAGGAGCUUGUUGCUCAGUACGAGAAGGAGCUCGAGGCCAAGAGGAGCAAGUAA